UCAAACAGCGUUAAAUCUGCAUUUUUUUUUAGAUUUAAUUAAUUUCUCUGGUUCUUGGUCGCCGGCGGCAAAGAUGGGAAAAGGAGAAAAUACAAAAAAGGAGAGAGAUUCGUCAGAGGAAGAGGAGUAUGAGGUGGAAGAGAUCAAGGAUGAGAUCGAUUCGUCAAACAGAAAUCGAUUAGUUCAGCUUAUGAACGAAUUGAGGUUAAAUCCGAGGCGACUCAGUGGAAUCAAAGGCUUCAUCAUUGAUCCUGAUAACAGGUGGUAUGUGGUGUGGAAGCAUUUCUUAUUGCUAUGGGCCAUCUACUCGUCUUUCUUCACUCCGUUCGAGUUUGCAUUCUUCAGGGGAUUACCCGAUAAAUUAUUCUUACUCGACAUCAUGGGACAAGUAGCAUUCUUUAUCGAUAUUGUCAUCCAUUUCUUCCUUGCUUACAGAGAUACCGAGACCUACCGGAUGAUCUCUAACCGCAAUGCCAUUGCUCUUCGAUACUUGAAGUCGAAUUUUUUCUUUGAUUUCCUUGGAUGUCUACCUUGGGAUACUAUUUACAAGGCCUUUGGAAGAAAAGAAGAAGUGAGGUGCCUUUUAUGGAUUAGGUUGACUCGAGUGCGCAAAGUGACGGAUUUUUUCCACAGAAUGGAGAAGAACAUUAGGAUCAAGUACAUGUUUACCCGAAUUGUGAAACUUAUUGCUGUUGAAUUAUAUUGCACGCAUACAGCUGCCUGUAUCUUUUACUAUCUGGCUACCACUCUACCUCCCUCCCAAGAGGGUUACACAUGGAUAGGAAGUUUACAAAUGGGUGAAUACAAAUAUUCAGAUUUCAGAGAAAUCGAUCUUUCAACACGGUACUGGACAUCAUUAUAUUGGGCAAUUACGACCAUGACAACCGUUGGUUAUGGAGAUGUACAUGCUGUCAAUGUCAGGGAAAUGAUAUUCAUCAUGAUUUAUGUCUCAUUUGACAUGAUUCUCAGUGCUUAUCUGGUUGGUAACAUGACUGCAUUAAUCGUGAAAGGAUCAAAGACAGAAAAGUAUAGAGAUAAGAUGACAGAUCUGAUCAAAUAUUUGAAUAGAAACAAACUUGGCAAGGAUAUCCGUAAUCAGAUCAAAGGCCACUUGAGGUUACAGUUUGAGAGCAGUUACACUGAGGCUGCUGUUCUUCAGGACAUCCCAGUAUCUAUUCGUGCCAAGAUUUCACACAAGAUAUACAAGCCAUUCAUUGAAAAGGUUUCUCUUUUUAAAGGAUGCUCUUCAGAAUUCAUCAAUCAGAUUGUAAUCAGACUCCAUGAAGAACUUUUUCUCCCAGGAGAAAUAAUUAUGGAACAGUGCAGUGUAGGGGAUCAAAUUUAUUUCCUCUGUCAUGGUGUGAUGGAGUUGGUUGGCAUAGGGGAAGAUGGAUUAGAGGAGACUAUUUCACUUCUGCACCCUAAUAGUUCGUUUGGGGAACUUUCCAUUCUUUGCAACAUUCCUCAGCCUCAUACAGUUCAAGUUCGGGAACUUUGUAGGCUCCUGCGGAUUGAUAAACAAUCUUUCACAAAUAUCCUACAAAUAUAUUGUAUUGAUGGAAGGACGAUUUUCAGCAACCUUCUAGAGGGAAAGGAAUCCAACUUUUGGAUAAAGCAGUUGGAAUCUGACAUCACACUUCAUAUCGGACAACAAGAAGCUGAGCUUGCUUUGAGGGUGAACAAUGCUGCUUAUCAGGGAGACUUAUACCAACUAAAAAAAUUGAUCCAAGCAGGAGCAAAUCCAAAUAAGAUAGAUUAUGAUGGAAGAUCCCCCUUGCAUCUUGCUGCAUCAAGAGGCUAUGAAGAUAUCACAUGCUUCCUUAUCCAAAAAGGCGUGGUUUUCAAUAUUUCAGAUAAGUUUGGAAAUACACCUUUACUUGAAGCCAUCAAGAAUGGGCAUGACCGGGUGGCAUCUUUACUAGUUAAAGAAGGAGCAUCCUUAGACAUUGAUAAUGUUGGUAGCUAUCUGUGCAACACUGUUAUAAGGGGUGAUGCAGAUUUUCUGAAAAGAGUAUUGGCCAAUGGCGUUGAUCCAAACUCCAAAGAUUAUGAUCACCGAACACCACUCCAUGUAGCUACAGCAGAAGGGUUAUAUUUGAUGACAAAAAUUCUGAUAGAAGCUGGUGCAAAUGUUUUCUCAAAGGACAGAUGGGGAAAGACUCCACUUGAUGAAGGCCAUAUGUGUGGCAACAAGAAUUUGAUCCAUCUACUAGAAGCUGCAAAGUCUGUGCAGUUGUCUGAGUACCCUGAAUGCUCUCAAGAAAUUCGAGAUAAAAAGCAUCAACAUAGGAAAUGCACAGUGUUUCCCUACCACCCAUGGGAUCCAAAAGAUAAGAGAAGAGAGGGGAUUGUUCUGUGGAUUCCACGCACCAUGGAAGAGCUCAUCAAGAUGGCAGCAGAGCAACUAAAAUGUGCAGUGGAUUCCUGCAUUUUAUCAGAAGAGGGUGGUAGAAUCCUUGAUGUUAACAUGAUUAAUGAUGGUCAGAAGCUGUAUUUGAUCUCUGAAGCUCCAUAAACACGAUGAACAGUUUUCCUGUUACCAUUUGAUAUGUGGGCAUCUUGGCUCUGUUGUAUCAAAACACCACCCUAAAUUCAGG
This is a messenger RNA of Telopea speciosissima, 2597 nucleotides long. Its product is annotated as potassium channel KOR1-like. The record is from RefSeq and is a predicted model, not a curated record. Gene Ontology annotation, cellular component: membrane. NCBI's taxonomy places the organism in Eukaryota, Viridiplantae, Streptophyta, Magnoliopsida, Proteales, Proteaceae. The coding region runs from base 74 to 2515 and encodes 813 amino acids. The transcript is spliced from 13 exons. Gene Ontology annotation, molecular function: protein binding; voltage-gated potassium channel activity. Gene Ontology annotation, biological process: transmembrane transport; potassium ion transport.